UAAAGCUUACGGGAGAGCCGGCAAGCUCAAACAAUGGAGACAUGCUGCAAAUUUGAAUUAAGCUGAGUUUGUUUUUAAUAUUUAACAUGACAAAUCUUUUGAAUGACAAACUUUGUAUAUCUAAAAAAAGACAUUUUGACUGAUAUUAUGAAGUUAUAGGGUAUACAAUGUUAUGACUAGUGUCUAUUAGGCUUUUAUUGAUUACUAGAUUGGCUAAGAUUAUAUCGUAAAUCCAUUUCGAGACAGGUGUCGUCCACUUAGGUCAAAACUUAUUAUAAAUUUGUAUCCGGGAAACAUAUAGUAGCAGACAACGACACUCCGAAAGGAAGAACUAUUUCUCCCAAAAAGUUUCCAUAAUCCAGAAUCUUUUUAUAUAAAAAGGGACAGCGAAAAUUACCCGCAUUUUUCCAAUAAUUUUCUUUUUUCUAUAUACCAAGAUAUUUUUUUCUUACAUUACCAUAUGUCUGCAGAUAAUACAACUUCUCUAAUUGUUGCUCUCAAGGGCACAUCCAAUAUCGAAAAAGACGGCCGCAUCAUCCGUUUUGGUAACGGCGCUAAUUUAGAUACCAUUCGAGGCCUUGCUGCCGAAAAAUUAGGCAUUGCCGUUGGUUAUACCGAUAUUCAACUUUUAAACGAAAACGGUGACUUAUUAGCUGGUAUAGACGCUGCUAAAGAUCAACAAGUUGUUUACAUCGGCUUAAAGCAACAAAUAAAAGAUGUCAUUCCUGGUCCUGUCAAUCUUCCAUUCGUGGGUAGUUUAUACGAGUUACUUCCCAAUCUUACUGAUGGUUGGAUGCGUCAAUUCAAGAAGCAUGGUUCCCUCGUAGAAGUGAAUAUCUUGGGAAGAAAGGUCGUCGGUACAAAUGAUCCUGAAAUUGCUGAACUUUUCGCAAAGGAAUCUGAAUAUUUUACUAAAAAGGUUGGCGCUACAGGUUUGAAUGAAAUUAAGGCUUUCGCUCGUCAAGGUCUUUUUACUACUGACACUGAAGAAAUGGAUUGGAAACUUGCUCAUAAGCUUUUAAUGCCUGCAUUUAGUCCUCGUGCAAUCAAGGUUUAUCAACAAGAAAUGGGUGAAAUUACUCAACAAGCUAUCAAAAUUUUCGAACAAUUUGCUCCUUCAGACCCUGUCGAAAUCAUUGAUUGGACAACUAACAUUACUUUCGAAACAAUUGGUCGUGUUGGUUUUGGUUAUGACUUCAACUUGCUUGCCGAACGCGAUCAACCACCAAAUGCUUUUAUCGAAGCUAUGGGCUUUUGUUUGAACCAAUCUAUUCAACGUAUGCAACAAGCGCAAUUUAUCAAGCUUUUACCUAUCGAAGCCAACCGUAAAUUUGAACAAUCUAUCAAACACAUGCAUCGUAUUGUGGACGGCGUUAUUGUUGAACGUAAGAACGGUGAAGACGCCAAAGAUAUGGAGAAAGAUUUAUUAGGCUAUAUGUUGAAUGCUCGUGAUGAGAAUAAUUUGGGCUUAUCUGAUGAGAAUAUUCGUGAUCAAGUCGUUACUUUUUUGAUUGCCGGUCACGACACCACUGCCAAUACACUUGCCUGGACCCUUUAUGAAUUAGCAAGAAACCCUGAUAUUCAACAAAAGGUGCUUCAGGAAAUUGCCGAUAACCAUAUUACUUGGGAUGUCUUACCCACUUCCGAGCAAAUUUCAAAUCUCAAAUAUAUCCAUCAAGUGAUCAAGGAAGUACUUCGUGUUUAUCCACCAGUCAGAGUAUUGGGCAAAUAUUGCAAAGAAGAUUGUAUUGUACCCGGUGGUUAUAGAAUCAAGGCUGGCACUACCUGUGCGCUUCAUGUAUAUGCUAUGCACCAUAACGAAGACGUUUAUCCUGAUCAUAGCCGAUUUGAUCCUGAUCGUUGGACUCCUGAAGAAGAACAAAAGCGUUCUCGUUUCUCUUGGUUACCUUUCAGCACAGGUGUCAGAGGUUGUAUUGGUAUGGCUCUUGCCUUACAAGAAGCAAAAACUGUUUUGGCUAUGCUCUUAAAUCGUUUCGAAUUCCUUUAUGAUGGUCCUGAUGUUCAAUAUGAUCCCAAAGCUGCUACUACUAAGCCCGUUGGUCUCCAUAUGAAUAUUCAUCCCCGUGAAAAUUUCCCUAGCCCAAGUUCUGAAGCCAGCGCUGCCAAGGAAGCACAAAAUACCGCUAAGCCUGUUCCAGUUCGCAGCCUUCCCGUUGUGUCUCGCGAUGCUGUUCCUACUGAUGCCAAGUUACCUCCUAUCACCUUUUUGUAUGGCACACAAACUGGUACUGCUCAAGAUUAUGCUAAUCAAUUGGCCAAUCAGGCUCAAAACUUUGGUUUCAGCAAUGUCACUCUCUGUGAAAUGGACAAAUGGAAGGUGAUUCAAGAUGGAAAGUUCAGCCCAGAAGAUAUAAGUAAGCGCACGGAUAAGGAAAUUGUUGUGAUCUGUACCGCUACUUAUAACGGCCAACCCCCUGAUUCUGCUGAAAAGUUUGACAAGUUUAUCGAUGAUAAAAGCAAAGAAGAAGGUCACGGAAGUCUCUUGAAUGGUCUCUCAUUCUCUGUAUUUGGUCUUGGUAACAAGAACUGGCGUACUUACCAACACUUUCCCAUCAAAGUCACUGAGAUGUUGGAAGAACUUGGUGCUCAUCGUUUCUUUGCUGGUGGUGAAGGUGAUGCUGAUAAGGACAUGGAUGCCGUUUUCAAUGAAUGGUGUGCUCAUUUCUGGACUCAUACUUUGGAUAGCUAUGGCAUCACUGCCUCUGAAUCUAACUCAGUUGUCCCUGCCGCUGCCACAACUGUUGCUAGUAAACAAAGUGUUGUUAAAGUAAAAUUCAUUCAACCUAGCGAAACUGAAACUUGGAAUAGAGCCACUAGAAAUCAAAAUGGUGAACCCAAUGCUACCCUCUAUACCAACCGUGAAAUUCAGAAAGAAGGUUCUCCUCGUAGUACUCGUCAUAUCGAAAUCGAUAUUUCCAAGUUGUCUGCUAUUGGUGAUAAGAAUCGUCUUUAUAACUCUGGUGAUCAUUUGGAAGUUUUCCCUGAAAACAAUGAAGCCACCGUCGAAGCUGUUGCCUUAAGCUUUGGUUGGAUUUUAGAAUCUGUAUUUGAAAUUGAACAAGAAACACUUUCGAAUGUAUCUCCUCGUUCUCUUGCUGCCAAUGUUAAAGGUCCCUGCACCGUUCGUAACAUGCUUACUUAUUACGCUGAUAUUACCUCCCCUCCCUCUCGAGCCGUUCUUGCCUGUUUCUCUGCCCAAUUAAAAUUAACUGCUCCCGAUACUGCUGCUACGUUUGAAAAGCUGAUUAUGCCGGAUGAGAAGAAUCAAGAUCAAUAUCCCGACUUUAUUAAGAAACACCGUACUAUGUUAGACUUACAAAAUGCUUAUCCUCAAGUCAAUCGCUUAGAUUUGGGUCAAUUUUUGGCCUCUGUUCCCGUGAUUCAACCUCGUCGUUAUUCCAUUGCUUCUUCUCCUUUGGCUUAUCCCACAUCGGCUCAUUUGACUGUAGGUGUUGUUGAUGACAUUUGUAAUAACAAGCACUAUAGUGGUUUAGCCUCUUCUUAUUUGAAAAAUGGAAGAGAAAGCAUGGUUCUUCGCGCUGCAUUAAAAUCCUCCAAGAGCACAUUUAGUAUGCCUAGCGAUCCCAAUGUUCCUUUAAUUAUGAUCUCAGCUGGUACCGGAUUUUCUCCUUUCCGUGGGUUUCUUCAAGAACGCAAAGCCCAACUUGAAGCUGGAGAAAAUGUAGGAAAAACUGUUUUAUUCUUUGGCUGUCGUCGUUCGGAUCAAGAUUAUAUCUACCAACAAGAAUUGGAACAAUUCGAGUCGGAAGGUGUUCUUACAAGUCUUCACACCGCCUUCUCAAGAAAUGAAAACCAGUCACCCAUUAAAUAUGUUCAACAUGCACUUAUCUCGAAUGCUUCUGAAAUCUGGAACUUACUUUAUCCCACAGAUCCUGAGGCUAAACCUGCUGCUAUUUACGUCUGUGGAAGUGGUGCUAUGAGCCGCGAUGUGCGUCGCGCUUUUGUCAAUAUGACUAUUUCUUUUGGUUUGUCUAAUACCGACGAAGAGGCCGAGAGAUUAAUUGAUAACCUUAUGGAUGAGAAGCGUUACUUGUGUGAUGUCUGGGGUUAAAUAUCAUUCGUCCCCCCUUUUUU
Molecule: messenger RNA, 4116 nt
Organism: Mucor mucedo
Lineage: Eukaryota; Fungi; Mucoromycota; Mucoromycetes; Mucorales; Mucoraceae
Product: cytochrome P450
Exons: 3
Coding region: 461-4093 (1210 amino acids)
Cellular component (GO): cytosol
Molecular function (GO): FMN binding; oxidoreductase activity, acting on paired donors, with incorporation or reduction of molecular oxygen; iron ion binding
Source: RefSeq, a predicted model, not a curated record